AUGAAUGGACGCGGCGGCUGCGGCACACACACACACCGGCGCGCGACACCGUGCGCGGCGACAGGGGUGCAGCCAGAGGCUACACGGCAAGGGAGACAGGCCGGGGGGACACCCCCUGGACCCCUACACGUGAGACCUGAGCCACCACAGAGAGGCCUGUUUAUGGAGGAGACUCAGGACAGAGCCAGCAGCGGUUUCUCUGCGGCUGCCAAGAGGAAGGGGGGCGCGGAGGGGCUGGACUGGGAGGCCAGAACGAGCGGGGCAAGCUGUUACACGCGGGACGGACAGCAGCGAGGCCUGACGCUGCAGCGCAGGGAACCACACGCUCAGCAUCCUACGAUAAACCACAAUGGAGAAGAACACGAAAAAGAAUAUGGCGUACAGCUGAGCCACAUGCUCUACAGGAGAAGUCAAAGCAACACAAGCUUCGACCUGACCAGGCUGGGCCGCAUCACACCCCCGGUGUCCCAGCCGCAGAGCGUCUCCACGGCGGGAAUCACCGUGUGUUUCAACAUACCUGACCGCAGCCCCCGCAGAGGACCCCUUGCCAGGCCUCUCGACUGGACUAACAUGGGCCACAAGCCGUCCCCCUCGUCCUCCCCGGAGACUGCGGGUCUGGCGAGCAGCCAGGAGUCCACGCACACAGGUGAUGAGCUGCGCUGUGAGAAGCCAACAAGCAAGAGAGAGAAGGAGGGACUGGGUGACUCGGGUCCUUUCUCCUGUCAGAAAGGAGGGGCGCAGCGGGGCCAGACGGAGGGCAAGAGCAAAGCGCGCACAGGGCAGGCAGGCUCGGCAGGCCAGACGACACGGGACACAGCCGUGCAGGGCCAGGACCACCGGCACACGCGACAGGGAGGAUGGGGCAGGCCCGGAGAGCGCAGACAGCAGCGAGGACGCGGGCGCACCGCUCCCUUCCCCUGCCACCGAGCUCAGCCCUCCUGCCCGAGGAGACAGAGGGACUGCGCGCAGGGGUGCCGGGUGCCCAAAAGGACAGCAGGCCGGGACGGGAACCCGCACACCACGCGCCUCCCCAGCAGCCGCGGCCGCGAAGCAGCUGGUCAACCACCCCCGCGCCCGCUGCCCGGCACGGCCCAGGCCUUCUGCUCCGGGCGCCCUGACACGCGCCAGCCAGAAGUAACGGCCGGGACCCUCUGGCAGCGCCCCUCACAGCGGCGGGAGUGUGGCGCAGACCACAGCAAGCACCCACACCCGCAGAAAGCGAACGCUCGGUGGUCUGCGGCCACUCGGAGCUGGGAGCACGUGACUGGCUCUCCGCGGACUCCCGGCGUCGGGGACCCUCGGCCGGCCGGCCGUUCGGCGGACGGGACGGCGAACACACGGCUCGGCCUGGCAUCUGGGCGGGGUGGGCGGCGCCCCCGCGGCCGGCCGGCUGGCCACCGCCCGGGCGCGCAGACCUGGCCGCUCCGGCCGGCCAGCCCGAGAGGAGGGCGUGCGCGGCACUGGCCCGGGUCGCGGCCGGUCGCGGUCACACCCGGCCGCCUCUUGGCCGGCCUGCCGCCGGGCCCGAGGGUGCGGGACUCCCCGCGAGGCCGGGCCGGGCCUGCCCGAGACGAGGACGGCUCGCGCCGGCGACCGAAGCCAAGGAGGGGGAUGGGGCCGGGCCGCCGCUUACCGCGGCCGCUUCGCUGGGCUCCGGGCCGGGCGCGUCGCGAGGGCUCCACCGAGGAGGAGACUGGGGAUGACGGGCGCGCGGGGAGGUCCAAGCUGAGGCUCCUGCGGGCUCCCGGGCCUGUCCAAGUCUCCAACGCCGCCGCCGCCGCCGCCUCGGGCUUUAUGGCCAAGACUCCGGCUCCGCUCCCACUUCCGCCACCGCCGCCGCCCCGAACGGAAGUACCUGUCACGAGACGCUCGACGCCAGGGCUGCGGGGGCGGAGCCCCGCCCCAGUCGUGCGUCACGUUCCGCCGUCUCCUGCCCCGGCCCGAGUCACGUGGCACAAACAUGUCUGCCCCCAGUAA
Messenger RNA from Rangifer tarandus platyrhynchus (Svalbard reindeer), 1977 nucleotides. Lineage: Eukaryota; Metazoa; Chordata; Mammalia; Artiodactyla; Cervidae. The record is from the annotation of a GenBank genome assembly.